AAAGCAUUUUUCUCUAUGGCGACGGAAAGUAAAAAAAAAACUGUGAUAUAAGAAAUAUCUUUGUUGUAAUGAUUUUCUAAAUAUAACUCUAAGUAGCCAAAUCUGUUAAUAAAUAUUGUAUCCGUUAAAAUCCUGUGAAAUCAGAGACUCAUAAUGUGGUGUGAUUAAUUUGUGAUGCCAUCUGAAUGUCGUUUAUUUUAUCAGAUUUAUUGAUGUGUAGUUGUGUACCCGCCAAACAGACAGCAAUGGCCGCCGCCUUAGGUUUCCGUCAAAAUUGUUUAUCAUUCCAACGGAACAUUAUUCUCUUGGCUAGAACUAGACCAAAUAAACAUCAAUAGAUACUUACUAAUUAUUAUUCGGUUCGGCUUAUGAUAGAUUUAGUCAUUUUAAAUAAUAAUUGUGACUACAGUGCGAAUGUUGUCGGCGGCAUACAAUAAUUUUGUAAAACAUCUAUUUCACUGUAAAUUAAAAUAUACACGUAAAAAUUUUAAUGUUCAAAGAGUGUAGUGAGUGUCUGUAUGGAAUCAAGAGUGUUGGAUCGAAGUGACGCGAUGCAGCGAGAGCGCUAUGAGCGCUGUCGAUGAGCUGUCUACCGGCGCCGGCUCUUCUCGUUUACUCAUGGGCGUGGAGCGGCUGGGCCCCGGCGGGGGCGGCGGCGACGGGGGCGCGGGCGCGGCCAGCCCCGAGGAGCCGCCCCGCAAGCGCGCGCGCCCGCCGCCCGCCGCCGACGACCUGCGCCGCCGCCUGCUGGACCACAAGAUGACACAACUCAACACACUCAAGGACAGACUAACGGAGCAGCUGAGCGAGCUGUACUUCCUGCAGGCGGGAGGCAACAUGAUGGACUACGCGGCGUGGAGCAAGCGGCCGCCCGCGCCCGCGCUGCUGGCCUUCCUGCAGGCGCGGCGGCCCGCGUCGCCGCUGCCCGCGCCCCCCGCUCCCCCCGCCGCCCCCGCCGCGGCCCCCGCCCCCGCGGCCCCGGCGGCGCGCGACGAGGUGGUGGCGGCGGCGCGCGCGGAGGCGGCGGUGGCGGCGCGCGUGGCGGAGCUGGUGCGCGCGGGGCUGUGGGCGGAGCGCCGCCUGCCGCGCGUGCUGGAGCCGCCGCGCGCGAAGGGGCACUGGGACUACCUGCUGGAGGAGAUGGCCUGGCUCGCGCAGGACUUCGCCACCGAGCGCAAGUGGAAGAAGCAGGCCGCCAAGAAGUGUGCUCGCGCUGUACAAAAAUAUUUUCAAGACAAGGCGAUGGCCGCACAGAAAGCAGAAAAGGCUCAAGAAAUACAACUGAAGAAGAUAGCCGCUUUCGCCGCUAAAGAAAUACGGACGUUCUGGGCGAACGUGGAGAAGGUGGUGGAGUGGAAGCGCGUGCGGCGCGUGGAGCGCGCGCGCAAGGAGGCGCUGGACGAGCAGCUCAGCUACAUCGUGGACCGCAGCGAGCGCUACUCGCGCGCGCUGGCCGCCUCGCUGGACGCGCCCGCCUCGCGCGCCGCCUCGCCCGCGCCCUCCGACUACAGCGCCGCCGAGGACUCCGCCGACGACGAGACCACCAUCGCGGAGCAGGAGCGGCGCGAGCGGGCCGACCCGCGCGCCGAGCUGGGCCAGCUGCGCGCCGACGCCGAGCUCAGCCUGGACGAGCUGCGCGCGCGCUACGCCGCCUCGCCGCCGCCCGCGCGCAGUGACUCCGCUUCCGACACCGACACGGACACGGACUCGGGCAGCGACAGCGACGCCUCGUCCGCCUCGGAGCCGCUCACGGCGCUGGUGGCGGCGGACGCGGGCGCGGGGGAGGGGGAGGGGGCGGCGGAGAGCUCGGAGCGGCGCGUGGAGGCGGCGGCGCAGCUGGCGGCGUCGCUGCAGCCGCGCGGGACCACGCUGGCGGCGGGCGGCGGCACCCCGCCCCCGGCGCUGCUGCGCGGCACCCUGCGCGAGUACCAGCUGGUGGGGCUGCACUGGCUGGCCACGAUGCACGCGCGCCGCCUCAACGGCAUCCUGGCGGACGAGAUGGGGCUCGGCAAGACCAUCCAGAGCAUCGCGCUGCUGGCGCACCUGGCGGAGCGCGGCGACUGGGGCCCGCACCUGGUGGUGGCGCCCACCUCCGUGGUGCUCAACUGGGAGCUGGAGUUCAAGCGCUGGUGCCCGGCGCUCAAGCUGCUCACGUACUACGGCAGCAUGAAGGAGCGCAAGCUGAAGCGCGUCGGCUGGAGCAAGGCGCACAGCUUCCACGUGUGCAUCACGAGCUACAAGCUGGUGGUGCAGGACCACCAGUCCUUCCGCCGCAAGCGCUGGUCCUACCUCAUCCUGGACGAGGCGCAGAACAUCAAGAACUUCCGCAGCCAGCGCUGGCAGAUGCUGCUCAACUUCCACACGGAGAGACGGCUGCUGCUGACGGGCACGCCGCUGCAGAACUCGCUGCUGGAGCUGUGGUCACUCAUGCACUUCCUCAUGCCCGAGGUGUUCGCGUCGCACUCGGAGUUCCGCGAGUGGUUCACGCCGCUGGCGGGCGCCGUGGCGGCGGGCGCGGGGGCGGGGGGCGCGGGGGGCGACGCCGACCCCGCGCUGCUGCGCCGCCUGCACGCCGUGCUGCGCCCCUUCCUGCUGCGGCGCCUCAAGCGCGACGUGGAGCGCCAGAUGCCGCGCAAGUACGAGCACGUGGUGAUGUGUCGCCUGGCGCGGCGGCAGCGCGCGCUGUACGACGACUACAUGUCGCGCGCCGCCACGCGGGACUCGCUCGCCAGCGGCAACCUGCUGAGCGUCAUCAACGUGCUCAUGCAGCUGCGCAAGGUGUGCAACCACCCCGACCUGUUCGAGCCGCGCCCCGUGACCGCGCCGCUCGCGCUGCCGGCGCUGCGCCUGCGCGUGCCCGCGCUGCUGCUGGCGGCCGGCGUGGCCUCCCGCGCCCGCCUGGCCGCGCGCCUGGGCGGGGACCUGGCCGCGCUGGAGCUGAGCGACGCCGCCGCCUUCCCCGCGCACCGCGCGCGCCACCUGGCGCCCCCGCGCCGCCUGCUGGAGGAGCCUCCGCCCGCGCCGCCGCCGGCCCCGCCGCCCGCGCGCCUGCGCCUGCACCUGCGCCUCGUGCCGCGCGCGCCGCCGCCCGCCUCCGCGCCGCCCGCCCUACCGCGCGCCGCCCGCCCGCCGCCGCCGCCCGCGCCGCCUGCAGCGCCUAACCAGGAAUCUCCCACGCAGAGCGUGGCCGGUCGGCGGCUGGCGGCGCGUCGGCGGGCGGCGGCGCGGCGCGCGGGCGCGGUGAACGAGCGCCGCUGCUGGCGCCUGCCGCUGUACGGGGCGGACCUGCGCGCCGCCGUGUCCGCCCCGCGCGCCCCCCCGCCCGGCUCGCCCGGCCUGGCCGCCGUGCUGGCGCGCCACGAGGCGCUGCUGCAGCGCGUGUGCGUGUGCGUGCAGGCGGCGCGCGCGCCCCCGCCGCGCCUGGAGCCGGGCGCGGGCGCGGGCGGCUGGGCGCGCGCCGCCGCCCGCCUGACCGCGCUGCGCCCGGCCGCCGCCGCGCUGCUGGCGCUGCUGCACGCGCCCGCCGCGCUGCAGCAGGUCACCUUCCCGCACCCCUCGCUGCUGCAGUACGACUGCGGCAAGCUGCAGCGGCUGGCGGGGCUGCUGCGGCGGCUGCGCGGCGGCGGGCACCGCGUGCUGGUGUUCACGCAGAUGACGCGCGUGCUGGACGUGCUGGAGCGCUUCCUGUCGCUGCACGGACACACGUACCUGCGGCUGGACGGCGCCACGCGCGUGGACCGCCGCCAGCCGCUCGUCGACCGCUUCAACAGCGACCCGCGCAUCUUCGCGUUCAUCCUGAGCACGCGGUCGGGCGGCGUGGGGCUGAACCUGACGGGCGCGGACUGCGUCGUGUUCUACGACUCGGACUGGAACCCCACCAUGGACGCGCAGGCGCAGGACCGCUGCCACCGCAUCGGGCAGACGCGCGACGUGCACGUGUACCGCCUCGUGACCGCCGCCACCGUCGAGGAGAACAUCCUGCGCAAGGCGGAGCAGAAGCGCGCGCUCGGCCGCCGCGCCAUCGAGGACGGCCGCUUCACCACCAGCGGGCUGCGCGCCGACGCGCUGCACGACCUGUUCCGCACCGACCCCGCCGCCCCCGCGCCCCUCGCCCCCGCCCCCGCCGCGCCGCCCCCCGCGCCCGACGCGCUGGCCGCCGCGCUGGCCGCCGCUGAGGACGAGGCGGACGCGGGGGCCGCGCGCGCCGCCCGCCUCGAGGCCGCGCAGGACCUGCGCGAGUUCGACGAGAGCGUGCCGCUGGAGGACGACCCGCCCGCGCCCGCGCCCGCGCCCGCCGCGCCCCACGAGCCCGCCGAGCCCGAGCUGGCCACGCUCAUGAAGCAGCUGACGCCGGUGGAGCAGUACGCGAUGCGCGUGGUGGAGCGCAGCACGGAGCAGGCGGAGCGCGCGGCGCUGAGCGACGCGCGGCGCCAGCAGGAGCAGUGGGGCCGCGCGCGCCGCGAGCUGCGCGCCGCCAGCCCGCCCCCGCCGCCGCGCGCCGCCACGCCGCCCCCGGAGCUCACCUACUGCGCCGAAGACGCGCGCAACCAGAUGUGGGCCAGCGACGUGGGCCACGAGCUGAUGCCGGUGUGGGCGCCGCCGACGCCGCCGCAGGGCGCGGGCGACGUGUACUGCGAGAGCUGGGCGCGCGCGCUGUACCGGCGCGGCGCCGCCCCCGAGCGCCUGCUGCCCGCCCCCGCGCGCGCCGCCCCCCGCGCGCCGCGCCCGCCCCGCGUGCCGCACGCGCCUCUGUCGCUGUUCGAGCGGGGAGCGGGGCGUCCCCGAGCGCGCCCCCGCCCGGCGCCCGCCCCGCACGCGCCGCCCGCCCCCGACUGGGCGCCGCACGAGGACGCGGCGUUGCGGCGCGCGCUCCGCCUGCAGCGCCUGCCGCCGGAGCCGCCGCCCGCGCUGCUGCCCAACUGGGAGUGGUGCGCCGAGCUGGUGGGCAGCGGCGGCCGCCUGUACCGCGCGCCGCGGGCCGCGCGCGAGCGGCACGACCUGCUGGCGGACCCCGAGCGCGCGCGCCGCAAGCUCAAGAAGGCGCGCGCGCGCCGCGGCUCGCCCUCGCCGCCGCCGCCGCCGCUCGCGCGCCUGGACGCCAUGCGCGAGGCCGGCGAGCGCCGCCGCGCCGCGCCCAAGCGCCGCUACGACGAGCCGCCCGCCGCCUCGCGCCACGCCGCGCUGCUGGCCGAGCUGGGCGUGGACUACGACGCGCCGCCCAGCCCGCGCGCCGUGGCCGAGCGCCGCGCCGACCGCAUCGCCAAGGAGAAGCUGAAGGCGGGCGCCGCCCCCGCAGCCGCGGCCCCCGCGCCCCCCGCCCCCGCCGCGCCCGCGCCCGCCCCCGCGCGCAUCGUGGUGGCCGGCGUGGCCCCGCGCCGCGACCCCGCGCUGCUCUACCGCCAGCAGGCGCUCGCUCGCCACCACCUCAAGAUCCUGCACGCGCCGCAACUACAGGGUACAGCAGCAGUGGCGACAAGCAGCGGGACCGCGGAGGGGGCGGCGGCGGCGGGCGCGGGGGGCGGCACCAUGCGCACGCUGCAGCUGCAGCAGCUGUCCGUGCGGCGCCCCCCCGCGCCCCGCGCCGCCGCCCCCUCGCGCCUGCUGCCCCCGCGCGCCGGCCCCGCGCACGUCGUGGUGGCGCACCUCGCCCCCGCCCCCGCCCCCGCCGCCGCCCCCGCCGCCGCGCCCGCGUCCGCGCCGCCGCCCCCUGCCGCCAGCGACACUGAUAGACAAUAAACCUGACUUAUCAGAA
Molecule: messenger RNA, 5752 nt
Organism: Plutella xylostella (diamondback moth)
Lineage: Eukaryota; Metazoa; Arthropoda; Insecta; Lepidoptera; Plutellidae
Gene: dom
Product: domino helicase
Biological process (GO): chromatin remodeling
Cellular component (GO): Swr1 complex
Molecular function (GO): ATP binding; ATP hydrolysis activity; histone binding
Source: RefSeq, a predicted model, not a curated record